AUGUCCCCACAAAAUAUGUCAUUGCGCGUUCCACUCAGUAAGAGCGGAAGCGGCGUGACUUCACCACCAUCUUCAACCUUUUCCACCCAAGAACUUUCAUCCCACCCAAGUCCGACUACCAACUACUCGUCCCCGCAAUCACCCACAUCGAUCAAACACAACAGUAGUGGUAGCACCACCACAAGUCUCCCAAAUCAAUUUUCAUACUACUCGGAGUUUCUUAACAAACCUCAAUUUAACCUUAUCUUGAUUAACUCGUCUAUAAAGUUAAUUCAAAUAUUAUAUGCUAAGAAUUCUGCUAGUGCAACUCGAGUUGUGGAACUGAAGUUAAGAUUCUUCAUCAUCGAAAUCUUGAGAAGAUCAAAGACUUCAACCCAAUCAUUACAAUUGGCUUGCUUCUAUCUUGCAAAGUUAAUUCAACUGGAAAAGAAAAUUGAAUUUUGCCCAAAGAAAUUAUUCUUAACUUUAAUAAUUUUAGCAAGCAAGUUUAAUCAAGAUCAUAACUAUUCCUUUAAGUCUUGGCUUAAGAUUUGUGGUGAAGGCGGCGACCUCUCCAUGAAGGAAUUGAAAAGUUUGGAAGUGGCAACUUUGUCACUCCUUGAUUACAAGUUAUACUUGAACAAUGUAAACUACGAAAAUUGGUGCAACAUCUUAAUGAUAUUCAGCUAUGAUUACAUUAAGUUACAAAAACUUGAUGUGAUCAGUGCUUCUGGAAAUCAACUUGAAUUCGAAACAUCUUCCAAUGAAGUAUCCUCAAAAUUAAGGAACUGGUGUAGAGUUUUUCAAGGUAUGGAUUUCAAAUUACUUGACCUGGUUGAUAUUCAGUUCAAGUCCUACUUUAAUAAUCAAGUUGGCAGCAAGAUUUUGAUCGAAGUGGAUCCUUUUCAAUCCACCCAAGUUCCUUCGUUAUUUUCGAAGAGAACUCAUGAAGAAGAUCAUUUCAUAGCUAAGAAGGUAAAGGUUUAA
Dujonia railenensis is the source of this 966-nucleotide messenger RNA. The record is from the annotation of a GenBank genome assembly. Lineage: Eukaryota; Fungi; Ascomycota; Pichiomycetes; Serinales; Debaryomycetaceae.